AUGUUGACGGAACUGAAUAGACUUAGCAGAAUUUGCAUUUCCAACAUAUUUGCAAAACGAAGGCUCCAAUUCUUUUCGACGACACAGGAUUUAGAUGAAAAACAAAAUUUAGCUGGUGGACCUCUGGAUGGAAUUCAAGUUCUUGACCUUACCAGGGUACUGGCAGGCCCCUACUGUACAAUGAUUCUUGCUGAUCUUGGUGCUAAUGUUAUCAAAGUAGAAAAACCUGGAGUUGGUGAUGACACUAGAACAUGGGGUCCACCAUUUUGUGGUUCAGAGAGUGCUUACUUCUUGUCAGUCAACAGGAAUAAAAAGAGUAUUGCUAUUGACCUUAAGAAAAAGGAUGGCCAAGAAAUUGUUAAGGAGCUGGUGAGACAGUGUGAUGUGUUGGUAGAGAACUACAUUCCUGGGAAGUUGGACAACAUGGGUUUGGGAUACAGUCAGCUGGCAGCCUCCCACCCAGACCUUAUCUACUGCUCUAUAUCAGGUUAUGGUCAAACUGGGCCCUAUCAACAACGAGCAGGAUAUGACAUCAUAGCAGCUGGACUAGGAGGAUUACUCCACAUCACAGGGCCUAGGGACGGGGAACCAUGUAAAGUUGGUGUAGCAAUGACAGACCUAUCUACAGGGCUAUAUGCUCAUGGGGCCAUCAUGGCUGCUCUCCUACAGAGACUUCGUACUGGCAAAGGUCAACACAUCGACUGUGACCUCGUAUCAACACAGGUGGCCUCACUGGUAAAUCUGGGCUCUAACUAUCUAAAUGCUGGACAAGAAGCUCAACGCUAUGGCACAGCUCACCAGAGUAUUGUCCCCUACCAGGCAUUCCAGACCGCAAACAGCUACAUAAUGGUUGGAGGCUGUAAUAACCAGCAGUUUACAGCCCUUUGUCAGAUGAUGGAGCUUGAUCACUUAUCCAGUGAUGUUAAAUUCAUCAACAACCAAAGCCGUGUGGAGAAUAGAGAGGAAUUGCUGGAGAUCUUAUCAGACAGGUUCCUGAGUAAAACCACAGAUGAAUGGUUAGCUGUAUUUGAGGGAUCAGGUUUACCAUAUGGGCCAAUCAACAAUAUGGAGAAAGUCUUCUCUGAUCCACAGGUUCUACAUAACAACAUGGUUCAGGAACUCCAACACCCUACAGUUGGACAAAUACAACUACCUGGUCCUGCAGUCCGGUACAGCCAAUACAGACGGCCUCAGGCUACAGCUCCUCCCACACUUGGACAGCACACAGAUUCAAUAUUAAAGAGCAUGCUGGGAUUUGACCAAGUGACUUUGCAGAAACUCAGAGAAAGUUGUGUGAUAGAAUGAUGCACCAAGUACGAAGAAAUAUUGAACUAGUCUUGUAUAUUGUGUUUGGUGCAAGCAGAAGAGUCUGGAUCAAAAUAAUAUAUUCAGGUUUUGAUACUCAAGUGAGUUGUUGGGCAGCUCAAUAUCAGGGACAUUUAUUCAAGAUUUCCAAUUAUAUGUUUGCCCUGUAUCACAAUCAGAUACAUGUAAUACUGUGUGUGUCACAUAUCACAAUCAGAUACAUGUAAUACUGUGUGUGUCACAUAUCACAAUCAGAUACAUGUAAUACUGUGUGUGUCACAUAUCACAAUCAGAUACAUGUAAUACUGUGUGUGUCACAUAUCACAAUCAGAUACAUGUAAUACUGUGUGUGUCACAUAUCACAAUCAGAUACAUGUAAUACUGUGUGUGUCACAUAUCACAAUCAGAUACAUGUAAUACUGUGUGUGUCACAUAUCACAAUCAGAUACAUGUAAUACUGUGUGUCACAUAUCACAAUCAGAUACAUGUAAUACUGUGUGUCACAUAUCACAAUCAGAUACAUGUAAUACUGUGUGUGUCACAUAUCACAAUCAGAUACAUGUAAUACUGUGUGUCACAUAUCACAAUCAGAUACAUGUAAUACUGUGUGUCACAUAUCACAAUCAGAUACAUGUAAUACUGUGUGUCACAUAUCACAAUCAGAUACAUGUAAUACUGUGUGUGUCACAUAUCACAAUCAGAUACAUGUAAUACUGUGUGUCACAUAUCACAAUCAGAUACAUGUAAUACUGUGUGUCACAUAUCACAAUCAGAUACAUGUAAUACUGUGUGUGUCACAUAUCACAAUCAGAUACAUGUAAUACUGUGUGUCACAUAUCACAAUCAGAUACAUGUAAUACUGUGUGUGUCACAUAUCACAAUCAGAUACAUGUAAUACUGUGUUGGUUUCAUAUCACAAUCAGAUACAUAUAAUACUGUGACACUAUAACAGUAAUAUUUUAAGAUAAUCAAAUUUCA
Ylistrum balloti is the source of this 2283-nucleotide messenger RNA. Its product is annotated as succinate--hydroxymethylglutarate CoA-transferase-like. Bases 1 to 1305 code for a protein of 434 amino acids. The record is from RefSeq and is a predicted model, not a curated record. The transcript has 14 exons. Lineage: Eukaryota; Metazoa; Mollusca; Bivalvia; Pectinida; Pectinidae. Gene Ontology annotation, molecular function: catalytic activity.